Molecule: messenger RNA, 2273 nt
Organism: Ruditapes philippinarum (Manila clam)
Lineage: Eukaryota; Metazoa; Mollusca; Bivalvia; Venerida; Veneridae
Product: homeobox protein Hox-C11a-like
Exons: 2
Coding region: 939-1736 (265 amino acids)
Biological process (GO): regulation of transcription by RNA polymerase II
Cellular component (GO): nucleus
Molecular function (GO): DNA-binding transcription factor activity, RNA polymerase II-specific; RNA polymerase II cis-regulatory region sequence-specific DNA binding
Source: RefSeq, a predicted model, not a curated record
AUUUAUUUUCUAAGCAAAGUGCCGCAGAGAUAGUUUUGGAAUGACUUUAUUACUAGAUAUAAGAGAUGGUAUAUGAAAUUUAGUAUCGGACUGUUAACUAGUUGCUUUUUGGGAUUAAUGAUCAUUUACUUUCUUCCGUUUAUGCAAAUGACUCGGGUGAUUUAAACACACAUUGUUUUAUUGACGAGUAAGUGUAAACAAAUUUAAUUGUAACGUAUUGUUUAUUCUAGGUUAAACGUUUACCACGGAGAUGAGGAAUAUAUAGCUCUUUAUUGAAAGGAGUGUGUCUUGUCCAGAAGAAAUUUGCGGUUUGAUAUAUAUAGGGACUUAAACACCAAUCGUUUGACCUUUGAUGAAUGUGUAUAUUUCGUAUAUAUAGAUGGUUAAAAACGACAUUAAAACGACAAACUGAUGGUUGUUUUACGGCGUAGUGAUUAGACUUCACAAGACGGCGUAGUGUUUGAAAGUGUGGUACAUGACGAGUUGUUUUCUAGCAACUCAUUUCUCGCUACAAAAUCUUAAGACUCGAGCGAAGCGUUCUCUGGGAGGCUGGAAUAAUUUAUUACCUAUCUCUACCACAGUAUUUUACUGGCUCGUGAAACAAACUGGCUCCAGGAGACUUGAACUAUUCGAGCGCAGUUAUUUGUAGUUUAUAGCAUACAAGUUGUGUAAUUUGCUUUAAGUAUAAGUGUCUGAAUUCGUUCUUAAGUUGGAACUUUGCUUUGAAAACGGAUUUUAUGUUUCAUCAGGAAAAAUCAGAUCAAUUUACAUUCAAUUUUCACGGACCUAAUUGUUUGAUAAAACGUCAGAAUUCACGGCGUUUUAGAUAAUUUUAAUUGAAAAACAUUUAUCUCUCUUUGAUGAUUUUCUAAUUGAGAUAUCCGAAACAAGAAACACAGAAGAGAUUUCAAUAUUUAAUUAAUGGUUCUCUAUUAAGCAUGACCGCUAUGAAUCCAUACGCGUUCCGUGGGUGGCACUUGCCGUCGUAUGCCGACGGCGCGGCGAAUUACGAGAGAAACUAUCAUAUGUACGGAUCUUUACCGUCUGGAUAUUUUCCGUCAUCGUCGGUAUACCCUUUCAAUCCGGAGAAUAAUAAACAGCAUAAUGGGGAUUGGAAAUUACAGAGUUCGUCCGUGUGUUCAACAUCUUCCGACGGGUCGCCAAAUAACUUACGGGAUCAGAGUUUACCGAAGCCCGGCGGCUAUGACAGUAUAUACAAGCCAAAUACAUGUAGAAAUGCGGACAGUACGGACGAACAUCAGCGUUCAUGUUGUGCUUUGUCGUGUUCGUGCAGCAGUUCACAGCAGAGACUGCCCAUGCUGAAUAAUUCCUGGGCCGGAGCCGAUUUGAGCGGGGCCCUGGACUUCAACAAAACAACCAUGGCAAUGUCAUCAAUGACACCGUAUCAGUCACUCUGUAACAGAGGUGAUAUGCAGAAUGCGAUCCAUUUACCCUCAACAACUUUAGCGCCGACGGCCGUGACCUUGAGAAAACGUCGUCGUCCGUACUCUAAAUUUCAAAUCGCAGAACUUGAGCGGGAAUAUAACAGUUCUACCUAUAUAUCGAAAUCAAGGAGAUGGGAGCUUUCCCAACUUAUAAAUUUAUCUGAAAGACAGAUUAAAAUCUGGUUUCAAAACCGGAGGAUAAAAGCGAAAAAAAUCAGCAAACAUGAUGGUGAUUCGGAUAAGAACGAUAGUCCGGAUGUUCCUGACAUGGGAAUGCACAUGAGCCAAUGAGAAACGAGUUAGCUAGUAACUGCUGAAUUAUUUUAUGAAAUAUAUUUUGAUUGAGUGUAAAUAUGAGAAUUAUUUAAGAAUAAGUUCUCAUGAAUGACUGUUAUAUACUGAAAUGAUAUGAUCUUCAAACAGUGUCGGACAUACUUACAAAGCCUGUGCUGAUCACGUGAUCCAUAUUACACUCAUUUAAACGCCCUCAGCAAACAUAAAAGGGCUUUUAUAACAUUGGCUCUAUAUAUGGAGCGCUUAAAUCAUAACAAAUGCCAAAUGUGUUUUUGUUGUGAAACCAGAUUUAAACUUAUUCACUCAAUGUCAAAAUCAAGGAGAUGCGUUUAUGGUGCAUAAAACAUAAAAUGUUUCCAGUUCACCCGACAGUCUUGUCUGGUCCCGAUAUAACAAGCACAUGGUCUAUUUGCAAAUGCAAUUUUGCAAUGAAUUUAACUGCCUACGUAAGAGGGUGCUGUGAUUAGGGGCACGAGAUGAAAUAAUAUAUAUCAAAUAAUGAAAACAAAUAAUACACGUCAUGCAACGGAGGAC